Penicillium vulpinum is the source of this 456-nucleotide messenger RNA. RefSeq lists its product as uncharacterized. The transcript has a single exon. The record is from RefSeq and is a predicted model, not a curated record. Lineage: Eukaryota; Fungi; Ascomycota; Eurotiomycetes; Eurotiales; Aspergillaceae. The coding region runs from base 1 to 456 and encodes 151 amino acids.
AUGCCAUCCUCUUCACUCUAUCGGAUUUCACCUACUAAGCAGGCAACACAUCACAACCUGAUGGACAUGGUGAUGGGCGACGAGAAGUCAUCAUUUUCACUCCACCGAGGCUCGCCUACUAAACAUGCAACACCUCACAAACGGACGGAUAUGGUGCUAGGUGGCGAAAAGACUGAAAUUGAAAUGAAGCUAGAAAGAGAUGGAAAUAUCAACGCUCUCCAGCGAUAUCGAUACCUGACAUGGAGCAAAAAUGCCGUACAUCCUGAAGUCUCGUACGAACUUCUUGACACAGAAGAAAACCUCCGAGAAGUUGUUCAAGAAGAGAUAUCCAUCAAAGAAGGAACUGCUGCGCCGGGAACCAAUGCUCAAGAAAGAUUCCGUGUCUUAAACACGAAAUAUUGGCUCUUGUUCAGAGGUGGUGGUACUGUCGUUCCGAUCUGGAAGAUCUUCAAUUGA